GAUUCUCAAAUGUGAUUUUCGAGUGAGUUGUCACUUACAUAGGUUAUGUUUACAUCUUUCUCAUUUUUGUCUGUGAUUCUGUAAAUCAACGGAGCAUGAAGAAAUAUUGAAGGAAAGUUAAUGAAGAUGAUUUUUAGUGUUACAGAACUAAAGAUUAUCUAGAGUCAAUAUUUUAAAAUGAGUGAACCAAGCACCAGUCAUAUCUUAUAUGACUUACUCACUUAUUCUGAAUGGGUUCAAGAUCCUGAUAAAAUCCCUGAUAAGCAAACUCAUCAAAGUUCCACUUCGCAAGGAGCUUUUGGACUAUUCAGAAAAAGUGUCUCACUUGUAGACGAAAUAAACAGGGUAUCAAAUUGGCAGCUACCUUGCAAAUUUGCUGCCGGGGAGCUGGGGAAAGUAGUGGCUAUAUUGCUGGAUACAACUCUAGAAAUUAGAACAUCCCGAGAUGAAUAUACUACUGUCGUUGGCAAAGCAACUGUUGCCAAAGAUCCCAUGCCUCAAUGGAGGAGAAUGGCAUGGAGUCCAGACUCUACCAUCUUAGCAGUCAGCUUCAGUAAUGGAUCCAUCCAUUUCUAUGAUUUGCUGGGGAGCAACCUUUUCAACAUACCAUCUAUGAAUAAUGUCGAGGAUUGCAAAUCUCAAUCACUUGAUAGUGCACUGGCGUGCAUGAUGUUCAUUCCUUCCAGGACUAAAACUAAAUGGUCGACCGAGCUGUUAGUAAUAAACUACGCCGGUAACCUUCAAAGCUAUUUCGUGUCUCCAACUGACGGCUUCUUGGAGAAUCACUCGUUUACUCUCUCGAAGGAUGGCAUAGCAGCUGCCGCUUGGCAUCCAGCUCACAAUCUAUUGUUUGUAUCUUCGCUACCAGAUCAAGCAUUAUCCAAUUCAAAGGAGAAAACAGGUUUGAGUUGGGGAGUGACAGCUUGGCGUUUGCUAAAUGAUUAUCCAUAUUAUAAACUUACCAUUCCAUCUGAAAAAGAACUGGAAAAGGCUAAAUCCAGUUUAGGUUUAUGGAAUAAGUUCUCAUUGAUGCGCUCAUCUCCACAAACGUCAAUUGUUUUCCGCAUGCAGAUCUCCCUCCAGGGCAAACAUUUGGCUUGUUUACACACGUGUGGAGCAGUUUCAAUAUGGAGCCUGCCUGGUUUAAGGCUAUCAGGAAUAUGGCAACUUGAUGAGCAACCCAAUAGUCGGGAUAACAGAAAUAUCAAAGAUGAGAAAUCGAGUAAAGAAUUCGAUUGGGAUAAAGUUUAUCCCAUAGACAUCAGUUGGUGGCCUGAUGAGAAAUUGAUAAUCGCUAGGCGAAAUGGAGCCGUCAGUGUCUGUGAAUUGGAAGGACUGCGCAACAUACUGGGAGACAAGCCUGAGGCCCUGGCCGGCGCCACCAUGCUUUCCACAACCUGCACCGAGAAAGGCUUUCUCGCCUUGGAAAGCGAGUUCAAAAUCAUCUCCAGCAAGAAGAGGCAUCAGCAGUCUGAACAGCAAGAAGAGGUCAGCGAUAAGGAAGAGGAAGAAAAAGAAGAAGAAGAUGACGUUGAUGAGAAAGAUUCGCUGUUGAUGAGAGGCUCAGAACUAGUCAAGUCAACUAUUUACUACAUGACUGAUAGUGAACGGUUUCGCCCGGAAAGGAGAUUGCCCAAGUUGAUCAGAAGAACGUAUCGACUCAUCGCUCUGAAGAGUACCACUCCUGAAGAACUCUUCUCUAGAAAAUUUUACUUCCGCCAUCAUGUAAUUGUAGUGCAAUCCCAUAUUCUCGAUUUGAGUAAUUUCUUUAAAACGCUGCUUUUUCAUUUUCAGAGCAAAAUAAGUAAAUGUAGUUGGGUGCUACAAGAAUGUUGUGAAAGAGUUCCUGAAACAUUGAGUGCAGCUAAAGAGCUCUUGGAGUUUGGCCUAAAAAUGACUGAGAAUCAACUUACUGAGAUCUUUAAGCAACAUUGGAUUGCUAAUAAUGAGAAUAUUGAAGAUUCAGUCGAUAAUGAUCCAUAUGAGAAGUUUGAUUUUAUAGAAUAUGCUAAGGAAAUAAAUGUUGAUGUAUUAUCAGAGGAAGAGAAAAAUACUAUAUCAGCUAGAAUGAAGCUACUACAAUUUUCAGAUAGAUUGUACACUUAUCAGUUGAUACUUAAGAAUCACAUGGAAGCACUACUUCAGUCUACAAAUUCGACUGAGACUCCAAAGGAAGAAAACAAUGGCGAUGUUGAAAAUGAAUUCGAAAAUUUUGAUAAAGAAUUCUAUGACAGAUUCCGGCAUCAAUCAACAGUCGUAUCAGCCAUGUAUUAUGCUCAGAAAGGUGACCACAGUGCUGUGAAGUGUAUUUUCACGUAUCAUGGCUCUGAAACUUUGAAAUAUUGGCUUUCUAUAUUGGAAAAUUUUCCUGAAACUAUGCUUCCAUCCGAAUAUCGUCAUCUAUUGCCAGAGUGCAGCAGUGAUGGAGAUGUAUUCGAAUGGAAUGUAUCCAACAUUAGAGAAACUGAUUGGUGCGAAAGUGAAAAAUUCAAUUCUCUCAGUGUUGAAGAAGAGGAAAAAUGGGAAACCAAUCCGAAACUUGACAGUCACAGUUCUCUGACAGCAGAAAAUUUGUCGGAUUGGUAUCGGAAGAGGAUUUACCAGAUUGAGAGUAGCAGUCAUCUAGUUGAUCCGGCUAUCGAUCUCAUACGCCUUGCCAGGGAGCGCAAUAUUAAGGACUUGGAUAAUCUACACCACCAACUUCUCACUCUUGAGAUGCUGGUCUACGAACUGGAAAUGGAAAAUUUGACUUUGGCAGAUCUAGAGAAGAUGACUCCUUUAGAAAAAGCUUUGCUGCUCAUAAAAGAUGCUACUGAAGAGAGUUUUGUAGGAAAUUUGCUGCAUAGAGUAGUACCCUAUGCAGAUCGACAUGAAGGAUUGGUUCCAAACUCAAGAAAGACGUUGUUAUUUCAACUUUUAUCCAAUUUAAGCUCUCAAUCCCUAACUCUACCACUCAAAUUAUUCCAAUAUCUGAAAGAUGAGCCAGAAAACAAAAUAGCUUCAACGUUGGAGGACAGGAUAAGUUUGACUUUGGAAUGCCUCUAUACUAAUUCAACCAUCGAUGAAAUAGAUAAGGCAUUUUCUAUCUUGAAAAUACUCAACUGCCUGCCAGAAAAAUCGACCAUAACAGGAAAUACAGAAUUGGAAGACUUGAAAAAACGUCUAGAAGUGGUUGAGUUUGAACUGAACGCCGCCGUCAUUCUGAAACGCUACGGUCAACCCAAGUCGUUACUCUACAUUCAUAACCAUGCGCAUGAUUUGCAAAUUGUGCAAAAUCUGGUUCUUCGGAUUGCCAGAACAACAGCAAACAAAGUUCCUCCUGCUUCUGAAACAGAAUGGAAUCAGCUAUUUACUGAUAUUUUAGAGCUUCAACGAAAUACUUUCAAGUGCAUGUCUCUGGAAUUAUGUUACGAGGUGAGUCAAGAGUCAUUGAAAAUGUUAUUACUAUUACACUUUUUGUUUGAAGUAGAGGCUUGUUUGAAUCUAAUCAUAGAGGAAAAUCCCCAAAUUCAGGAAGAAUUGGAUCUCAUAUCUUCGCUUCAAAUACUCAACGAAUUUAAUGUUACUUUACUUCCAAUGCAAGUUCGGCUGUGUCCUAACCGAAUGCGUCUGAUUGACAACUGUCUGCAGAGUCAGUCCACCGCAUAUCGCAACCACCAAAAACUGCUGGUUCUUGCCGAUAAGCUGCGUAUUGGCAGCUCAGCCUCGGAGCGAGAGCGCAAAGGCUCUGUCCUUGUUCGAGUGGCCGAAGCUGCUUUCUCUGCGAAAGAUUAUAGUUACUGUUGCAGUAUCUGCAAUACACUAGUAACAGAAGAGCAUUCGAUUGGCUGGGAGAUCUGUCAGAAGUUGGGACAGUGCUCGGAAUUCUCUCAGAUAAAUUCCCGGCAACAUCUGAUAGCGUUUGCUCUUCUCCAUUGCACGCCACAAAAUCUGCAAGACCUAUUGAAAACAAGGUGCGACUUGGAAAUUGAAUCAACUCAGCAGGAAAUUUCAAAAAGUUUAUCGAGUAUGGAAAUUUACUCUUCUUUGGACCAAGACGAUGAAUUUGUCGACGCUUUGACUUCACGUAUGGCGUAUAUAGGCGCACACAAAUACUUAUUCGAAGGAAAAUAUGGUCAUGAGACCGUUGUCAGAGUGAGUGAGACAGCUAGCAGGCCGACGUUACUUGAAAACAGUGAGUUGAAAAAGCAAGGAUUCGCCAGCUUCUUUGCGCCCCUCCACCCCGGCUGCCACCGCAGCACCCUCACCCCCUCCUUCCUGCAAGAUGAAGAUCAGCUGAUCAGAAGCAGCCACAAAAUGAAGCAGCUCUCUCUUGUACAGAAGCUGCUUCAAUCCGUGAUUCUCGAACAAGAGACUCAGAGUCCCAGCUCUCAUAAUUCUAUCAAUAACGUUUUGAUUCAAGCUAGUCAACUGGUAAUGAGUGAGGAUUGCCAACUGGGUCUCGGCUAUCUCUUUUCAUUGAGUGAUGCAUCGGCCGCCGAGCAGUGCUUCUCCAAUCUGCCUCAGACGCAGGUCUCUCUCCAGCUCGCUCUCUAUUUCUAUUCAAUCAGUCACAUAAUUCACCAGCAUAAAGAUGUCUUCUCCAUGCUUCCAGAAGAUGUUGUAAAUGCAGCACUUACUGGACCAAAGCACGAUGGUGACAUCGAUAGUUUAAUUCAAAAGUACAAACUCAAGUUGGAAAAUUUCGUUCAGACUGAGAAAAUGAAAGAACUCGAUUGUGGCGUCAAUUUGGAUAGAUUCACAAAGGAUACUCAGUACAAAUAUGAUUCCAUCCUUGGACUUGCCAUUUGUCAAGAGUGGGAAAAGGUUGAGCUAGCUCUGGAGCUGGGUUCUUUGUACGGAGUGCCUGGAUUGGAGGUAGCUCUGAACCACGUGAUCGCAAUGCUUCUAACUGGUGACUCGCAAUUGGCCAUUGAGCACAUAUCUGACAACCGACUCACUUCACUCCUUCAGGAAGACUCUGAACUUGUAAUUAAAAGACUUGAAGAAUCAGUUUUCCAAAAUUUGAAUGGAACUAAUCACCAGCUCAUGAUAGCCUACUACACAGUUUUGCAGAGCGUGGCUGAAAAAACAUUAAUUGAUGGAAUGCUGCCAAAAGAUCACAUCAAAUUGUUGAAAAAAGUGAAAGCAACAUCAUCAGCAAUCGACUAUAGGUGUCUGCUAAGAUCGAAUCCGUUGACUGCCCUGAGACCAGCAUUAAAUAGAGAUAGUGCAGCAAACAUUGUCAAACUUUUCAAAGCGCUGCCGGCCCACCUCAGAGGUGAUUUGACAACCAGCCAACUGUACACAGACAUGAUGAUAUCUGAUUUCUUCUACAACUGCCUGGGAUUCUCAUCUGAAGACAAAAGCGUGUCGCACUUUGAGGUUCUGAAAUCAUUUUGGACAAAGCUUUCUGCUGAGGACCUCCUCAAUUUCCUGAAAUCAUGUGUUUUCUCAAGGAAAUGUGCUGAACUAAUCGAUCCUGAUAAACGAAAGCAAUUCAUUACUGAUGCGAUAGCGUUUUGCCAACUUCAACAAAACAUUGAAACAUAUGGAACAGUUCAGAACUCAUUGGAAACUUGGCUGGAAAACCUUGGUGAGACAUGGGAUUCAAUAGAAUUCAGUUCAGUGGAUGAGGGUUUGAAAAAUGUCCUAUGCGAACUUGAUGUUAACUGCGGAAAUGAGGAGAGUAUCCCGUCGAUUGUUGAAACAGCUGUUAUGAACAAGAAUGUACCUUUCGUUGUUCUUGAAAAGAAAUGUUUCAAGAGUGUCUCGAUUCCAGAAAUGAUAACAAAACUUUUGAAACUUGUUGAGGUCACAGACUUUGAUUCAAUCAGUGUUUUAUUGGAACGAAUUGACAGCUGUAUGAAGAGAGACUUGCGUGAUGCUGAAUGGCCGUCACUUGUACAAGAACUUGCCGCAAAUUCUCAGCUUCCUCCGAACUUGCGCGUUUUCGCAGCUUCUCUCAUGCAGAGGGUGGGUGAAACUGGCACCAACGAAAAACUGCUGAUGAUCACAAUAGCGGUACUGGGCCAUCCAAUCAACUGUGAAGAAAUCGUUGACGAGAAUGCUCGCUACAAUUUAUUUGUGAGAGUUUUGAAAGAAAAGAACACUCCUGAUGAACUAAUGGUCGUGCAGCAACUUUUGUCUUGUUGGCCACCUUUUUCAGAUUCAAUCUCUGAAAUUCAUCCUCAUCUACAGUUGAUCGAAAAAAUGAUAUCGCUUGAUUGUGGAAAUGUAUUGGAGCACAUAUCCAAAGUAUUUGUGGAAACUAAGGUGGAUGAAACGUCAGUUGAGAAGGUUGUUGAUCGACUUGCGUAUUUGGGUGGACUUUCGCCAAUCGUCUGGUUGUGCCUUAUCACACAAUCUCCCAACUUGCACUCUAGAGCGGUCGGCUUGCUAUCUGCAUUCAAAGGCGACUUGAUUCCCGAACAGAUUGUGAGGAGAACUGUGGAACUGCAACUCACAUCUAAACUGGCCCAAUGCAAGGUGUAUGGAGUGUGGGUGGAGUCGCUGCUCGUAUUGGAUGAUGGCACAGUGGCCAAAAACGCCAUCGACCAGCUGAGAGAGGCUGGCUACCUGCCUGAGGCCGGCCAUCUUUGGUUUUCUGUUGAGAGCAUUCCCAGGACACUCAGAACGUUCUCUGCUUCAUUAGCCUCUAUUGCUCAACGAUUCACCAAAAACUGAGCAUUAAACUAUUUUUAAAAUAGUUCUAAGUUGUGUCUUUUAUGUUUAUAUUUAUUUGUUGAAAUCAUUUAUAUUUAUCGUUGAAAUGAAAAAUGACAGUACAUCUUACUUAUUCAAGCAAUAUCAUUAUUCUAUCCAUAUUACCCUUCAUGCUGAUAUUCACUUGUUGAAAUCAUAAAUAUUAUUUAUCGUUGGAAUCAAAAAUGAAAGUAUCUGAAGUCAAAAAUGAAAAUACAGUACAUCUCACUUAUUGAAGCAAUAUAUUUUUUCUGAGGGUAUUAUUGGUCGCAUGAGCUCUAUAGUGAGGUCUGGGGCGUUUCGUUUGUCUACUUUGAUUGUAUCCGCACCGAAACCCCACUUCAGAGAUAGAAUCAUUUGAUACUCUUAUUUUCCAAGAAGGAUUUUGCCUCUUGUCUAAUAAAAAUAUUCAUCAUUCUACUCUGGAUCCUAAACUAACAAAUUUACCAUUUUCAUUAAGUUGACAAUGCGUUGGCAAUAAAUAAAAUACAUUGCAUCUGAUUACGUUUAUUGAAAACUUUUCAAGUUUACAAAAUAAAAGAAUGUUAAACAAUAAAAAACUUAUUACUACCAAACCUAUACUCUGAAUUAUGUUUUCUUUUUGACAAGACCUAAUUUUUAAAAUAAUGAACAAAUUUUACUGAUUUUCUCAAAAUAGAUUAGAUUAAUUAAUUUUUACUCACGUGAAUUUAGCCUAAGAUUCCACUUUUAAUUUUAAACACCUUAAAAAAUUUAAAUUGACACUUUCAAAAGUUACAUUAAUAAACAAAUUUUCUACUUUAUGUUUAAUUGAACAAAUAAAUGAAAUAAUAAGCUACUAAUUAAAAUUUUACCAAUAAAUGUGGAGCAACCAAAUUUUUUGUUCUAACUCGUGGAAUCUCAGGUGAAAAAAGGUACGGAAACAAACAGGAUAUACAGUAUUAUAAACUUCCUUUACCUAGAGCAAAUAAAUCUCAAUGCUACUGAAAUCUGAGUUAUAUAAUUCAAUGUAUCAACCAAAUAAAAGUUAAAUUUUAAGUUAUAAUCUGGUUAUUUAAUUUGUACAAUGUCAAAACUUUAUAAAAAAUUAAAUAAACUAUUGUUACAAUUCAAA
Messenger RNA from Nilaparvata lugens (brown planthopper), 7777 nucleotides. RefSeq names its product neuroblastoma-amplified sequence. Gene Ontology annotation, cellular component: Dsl1/NZR complex; endoplasmic reticulum membrane. Gene Ontology annotation, biological process: retrograde vesicle-mediated transport, Golgi to endoplasmic reticulum. The record is from RefSeq and is a predicted model, not a curated record. Bases 178 to 6666 code for a protein of 2162 amino acids. NCBI's taxonomy places the organism in Eukaryota, Metazoa, Arthropoda, Insecta, Hemiptera, Delphacidae. Gene Ontology annotation, molecular function: SNARE binding. The transcript has 34 exons.